Messenger RNA from Penaeus indicus, 792 nucleotides. RefSeq lists its product as uncharacterized. NCBI's taxonomy places the organism in Eukaryota, Metazoa, Arthropoda, Malacostraca, Decapoda, Penaeidae. The record is from RefSeq and is a predicted model, not a curated record. The transcript is spliced from 3 exons. Bases 460 to 792 code for a protein of 110 amino acids.
GUAGAGUCAGUGAGAGGUGGAAGUGUUGCUCCCGCGCUCGUGUACCAGCCUAGCGAAUAACUUGUUUUUUAACGAAGGCCCUGACCAAUGCUGGCGCGCAGGAAGUGCAAGUGACAAAAAAAGGGAAAAAAUCGCGAAAGGCUUGAGUACCUUCCAGCAGACGACCGCCGGAGAUCCUACCAUCGCGACCUGCUCAAUCAACCGCCGCCCUUGCAUGCAACAUUGCCACGGCAUCAUAACCGAUGAGAUGGCCGGGGGCGGCGUCCCCCCUCCCUCGCCCCCUCCCUCCCCCCCGACGCCGACGCCCUUCGAGUCCUCCGAGCGCCGCCCCGCACACGCCGACGCCGCUCUGCCCGCGACACUGACGGCAUCUGGCCCGCCGCUCCAGCGCUCUGCCCUCCGCGCGCUCUCCGCCGUCGCCGCCGCCGCCGCCGCAGCAGCCGCCGCCACGCCCUAGCGAUGCUGUGCUUAAAGCAGAUGGGCGACACAGCCGCGAGCCCUCCAGGAGACGACCUGCGGCUCGCGGCGGGGGACAGCGCCAGCGACGAGGAGGGGGCCGACGGGGCCGACGGGGGCGAGGCCGCGACGGGGGGCGGCGGCAGGAGGCACAACAACACGCUCGCGAGGGCGCUGUGCGGCCUGCUGGCCAGCCUGGCCGACAGACUCAAGUGCGGGCGCCAGAACAGGAAGAGACAGGUGAGCGCCAGCAAAGACGAGUUUGUGAAAGAAGGAGGCAACGGCUUCGGGGAAAUCUUGGUGGUGAGUGGGAAUGGAACGGAGUGGCAGACGUAA